UGCUGGUAACAAAUUGAGAUAAUAGAUGAAUGGAAUAGUUUUAUCUUUGGUUUUAUGUCAGCUACAAUUUAUUUGAAGUUAUCAUUGAUUUCUACAAAUGCGGCAUUUUCUUUUUAUUAAAUUUUAAAUAAAAUCUUGACAAUUUUUGUUCUUCACUUUUUUACUUCUAAAGCUGCGCAAAAUGUUUCGUGAUUUAUAUAAGCAGAGUGGGAAAUGUAAAAUUGAGUUACAAGAAGAGAGGCGGUGCAGAUUGCUAGAGGAGCAAAAGCGAAGACGUAUGAUAUUACAAGAUUCACAAAGAGAUAUAUUAACAUAUAAAGUUAUCGAAAGCAGUAAAAUAAAUUCCAAGCAGUUACAAGAUGCAUAUGGCUCCACAUAUUCGGUGCAACUGUCUGAAUGGUUGCGGGAAAGUCCCGAGAAUUUAUGUGACUGGGUGAUGGUCCCUUGUCCAAAGGGACAACGUUGCUUAAUUGUCGCUGAAAAUGGUCGAACAGAGAUGUAUACUAAGUCAGGACGACGACGUAUGACAUUUCGUACACUAUUGCCAGGUGACAAUGGACCGCGUAGUAAUAAAAUGUGCACAAUACUUGAUUGCAUUUUCUCAGACGACAAAAAUGCGUUUUACGUAUUGGACGCAAUCGUUUAUGGGAAUCAAGAGCUUGUACAUUGUGAAGCACAGUUUCGGUUCUUUUGGUUGCGUUCAAAGUUUGACGAGUGUCCGGAUCUUCAUGAUUAUAGCGUAUUAAAUGAAAAACCGCUGAAAUUCCUAGAGCGAUUUGACGCUGAAAGAAUUGCUAAUGUUACAGAGGCGUUACAACGCUAUCCCUUUUGGCCUGACAACAAUCCGGAACUUGACGGUUGGUUAUUCUAUCAUAAGGAAUCAAGUUACACUUGCGGCAGCACUCCAUUAGUUGGCUGGCUUUUUACAUUUAUGAUACCUGAUGUUCUUGGAAUACCUGUUAACCAAAGUUACGAAAAACCAAGUAAUUAUAUUGAGCCUAUCUCUUUCAUGGAAGAGUUUGAUGAGAAACUAGCUAAUAUAAGAAGGAAACAGAGGCGGAAAAGCUAUAAUCCCGGGGAAAUGGAAAUUUUAGAAUCGUGUGAUACUGAGAGAGAACAACCUGGCGAAACAGCUAAUAAUGAUUUAUUAAGCACUGAAUGUAUAUUAGAAAUUGAUAAGCCAGUUGAACGUUUCUUAUGUGAUUAAGAGGUUGACAAAUAUAUUUACAUAAUAUUUAUAAAAUCU
This is a messenger RNA of Ceratitis capitata (Mediterranean fruit fly), 1246 nucleotides long. It is a transcript of the gene Snup, whose product is annotated as snurportin-1. The transcript has a single exon. Bases 182 to 1207 code for a protein of 341 amino acids. Gene Ontology annotation, biological process: snRNA import into nucleus. Gene Ontology annotation, cellular component: cytoplasm; nucleus. The record is from RefSeq and is a predicted model, not a curated record. Lineage: Eukaryota; Metazoa; Arthropoda; Insecta; Diptera; Tephritidae.